AUGCCACUGAACUGGGAAAACCGCAUUCACCAUUCCUGCGUCUUCAAGGAGAAUUCGAUACGCAAGCCGCCCGGCCCGCGACCACUACCCAUCGUCGGCAACCGCUACGAGCUGUACCCGGACGUCCUCGGCAGCUACGACCAGCUCCUCUCGCGCUACGGCCCCGUCAUCAAGACCAUCAACUUCGGCACCACCAUCUACCACACCAACGACACGGCCAUCGCGCGGCACGUGCUGCGCGAGGACGCGCCCUUUUGUAGCAGACUGACUCGGAUUCAUUUCAAUCUCAACACCGAUCUCUCUUCGAAGCGCCGCUCACGAAUGAAGCCUGGACUUACCUGGAGCAAGUGUCCAUUCCGGUGUGAGUGUGUGGUUGCUGCCCGCGAUCGUCACGGAAUCAAGCCCUUGGUGUAUGCUCAUGUUGGAGAAAAAAUCCUUGAUGCCUCGGAAGCAAAGGCCUUUCUGCCGCUGGGGUGGAAGCCGCGCUGGGACGUGAACGCUAUUUCGGGUGUAGGAUGGAUGUUUGAUGAUCGCACGCUGUUCCGAGGGGUCAAGAAAGUGCUGCCAGGCCAUUAUCUUGAGAUCACAAGGGAGGGUGGAGUUGAGAAAGUCAAAUACUGGGAUGCAGAAUACGAAGACAAGGUCAGCAUCGUGACGGAUCUCGCACGCAAGGAGCAUGUCAAAAUUGGCAACGAUCAGGCCACCCAGGUGACCUACUUCAGCGUCGCCUUUCCAGAAAAGUCUGGCUAUGAUGAGUCGAGACUAGGCAUCGCCGAGCCCAUCGCGGACUGGCUGGGCGUCAAGACCAUCAAAAAGAGCAUCACCGAGGAAAACCUGACCGCCGAUUUUGCUGACGCCGUAUUCCACCGCGAGCACCACCACUUUGACCUCAACUUCGUCGCCAAGUAUGCGCUCUCCACGCUGCCGCAGGAGCAUGGCGUCAAGAUGGUGCUGAUUGGCGAACUGGCGAGGACGCCGACGAGCACUUUGCCGGCUACCCAUACUUUCCCGCCUCCCGACGGCGCCCUGCCGGACUCGAUCCUGUCGCGCCACCCCGAGCCCCGCGAGCGGAUGUCCCACACUGUGGAGCGGGAGAUGCAGGAAGUAUAG
Messenger RNA from Cordyceps fumosorosea ARSEF 2679, 1110 nucleotides. RefSeq names its product asparagine synthase. The transcript has 5 exons. The coding region runs from base 1 to 1110 and encodes 369 amino acids. NCBI's taxonomy places the organism in Eukaryota, Fungi, Ascomycota, Sordariomycetes, Hypocreales, Cordycipitaceae. The record is from RefSeq and is a predicted model, not a curated record. Gene Ontology annotation, molecular function: asparagine synthase (glutamine-hydrolyzing) activity; monooxygenase activity; oxidoreductase activity, acting on paired donors, with incorporation or reduction of molecular oxygen. Gene Ontology annotation, cellular component: cytosol.